Messenger RNA from Rana temporaria (common frog), 1457 nucleotides. RefSeq names its product spexin hormone (gene SPX). Gene Ontology annotation, biological process: positive regulation of gastro-intestinal system smooth muscle contraction. Gene Ontology annotation, molecular function: neuropeptide hormone activity. The coding region runs from base 780 to 1109 and encodes 109 amino acids. Lineage: Eukaryota; Metazoa; Chordata; Amphibia; Anura; Ranidae. Gene Ontology annotation, cellular component: cytoplasm. The record is from RefSeq and is a predicted model, not a curated record. The transcript is spliced from 6 exons.
CCCCGACAGCCAGCUAAAGGUUUUGUCCUUUGGAAUGUUGUUAUAAGAAUCUGCAGUGUUAUCUGAAAUGAUAUCUACAAAGCGAUAACUGAAGACAAAUCAAACAUAUUGCUGAUGCAGACGGCGGUGCCUUGAAAAGUGAAGUCAUAGUAAGGAAUCUUCUGUGUUUUGCUUUUACAAUCAAAUAAUUUAGAACCAAAAACAUUUUGACUUUGAAUAUAAUUACAUAACAUACAUUUGUGUUUACUUUGUUCAGAUCUUGUUCUUUGGUGAAAUCUGUCAGAUUUGUACUUAAUUGCAGAAAUUCUGUAACAUUUCCCGGUUUGAUAUGUCUCUCCGUGGUUGAUACCGACUGGAGUCCUCCGCCGUCUUGUUGGCAAUCAGCAAUGACAUCUUGAUUUACAAUCAUUUGACCACAUCCAGUCUCAUUAAGUUCAUCACCUUUAGCUUCCAGCUGUGGGUAUUGAUCUCCGGCCUCAGCAGUGACGUAGGUAUCGAGGAGUUUGAUCUCUUCAAAGUAUGGAACAUUUCACUGUCCAUCCCUCAAUCAUAUCGCCCACUCUAAGGAGAUGAGAAAUCCCCGGAGGAGGACCCAUGGUUCCACCUCUUCCAAAUCAAUGGCUGACAAGUGGUCCCACCAGUCUGAAUGAAUCCUCAGGACGCGAGAGGGGAGGGAGGGCUGCACACAGAUGAUUUAAAACCAGAUUUAAGACCAGACCCAAAUAGAGGUGUCAUCGUCCACCAAGUCUCAAGAAGCAGCCACCUGAGUCAGCCAGAACAUGAAGGACAGCGGGUGUCGAGCGGCCUGCACCCUCCUCCUGAUAAUGUCCUCCUCGGUUAUCCCUCCCUCUGGGUCUCUGCCACAGAGCCAUUUUCAGAGAAGGAACUGGACCCCACAGGCCAUGCUGUACCUAAAAGGAGCACAAGGUCGGCGAUUCAUUUCCGAUGAGACUCAGAGGAAGGAUCUCUUUGACAGACUCCAGCUGGAGACCCGCAGUCGGAAUACCAGUCCCAUCACCAUAUCGGAGGCGGCAGCCAUGUUUCUGAGCUCUCUGCAGAAGGCCCAGGAGGAAGGUAGAUACUUUCUUCUAAAGAAACUACACAUCUGAAGAUGCGGUGGACCAGGCUGGGUAUUUACCGGAGUCACUGUUCAGUUGGUGAAAUUGCUGCAAGGAGCCCUGAAGCCCGCUGACUACACUGCUUCGCUAUGUGAAACCACACCCCCUUCAGCACCCGCUGUAACCACGUGCCCCCCAGCGGGCACCUACCCAGCUCUAAUUACUCACCUGCAAACUCUCUGCCUUGUACAGAAUAUUUCAUUUCAGACCUUCUGAUUUUCCUUCUCUUUGUUUUAACAAUCAUUAAACUCUCCAGCCAAGAAGUGAUUGUAAAAUAUAGAAAAUGUAUUUUAUAUCAGCAGAAAUGUGAGAAUAAAUUUCAUCUCAGCUGUUUGUUUA